Messenger RNA from Cordyceps fumosorosea ARSEF 2679, 1845 nucleotides. Its product is annotated as NAD-dependent histone deacetylase SIR2. Gene Ontology annotation, molecular function: histone deacetylase activity, NAD-dependent; NAD+ binding. The transcript has a single exon. Gene Ontology annotation, biological process: replication-born double-strand break repair via sister chromatid exchange; negative regulation of transcription by RNA polymerase II; pericentric heterochromatin formation. The record is from RefSeq and is a predicted model, not a curated record. Lineage: Eukaryota; Fungi; Ascomycota; Sordariomycetes; Hypocreales; Cordycipitaceae. Bases 1 to 1845 code for a protein of 614 amino acids. Gene Ontology annotation, cellular component: mating-type region heterochromatin.
AUGGAGCGCCGGCAAUCUUCGGUGGACCUGCCAUCGUCCACGCACACAUACUCUUCUUCGAAAUCGCCAUUCAGCCCUCCUCCGUCGUCGUCGCCACGUGCCGCCUCGGAACCGCCAUCGUCGCCCUUGUCCGUACUGUCCAAGACGCCAUCCCUGCCCAACUCGCCCAUCGUUCCCAUCACCACUGGCAGACGCUACCCAUCGCCCGAAUCGCUGUCCGCCGACACGCCCGGCUCCCAGACGCCCGCCAAGCGCGCUGAUCGCUCCGCCAGUCAGUCUGACGAUGGUAGCACCGGUGACCGCCCCUCCAAGCGUCGCAAGGCGGCCGCUCCCAAAGAUCGCACAACCAAGCGCCUCGAUCUCUCCAAGACGGAAGCCGAAUUGACGCCUGAAGACAUUGAGCAGAGGGAUCGUCUGUUGUCCGCCCUGCGCAAGAAGAAGAAAAUUGUCGUCGUCGCCGGCGCUGGUAUUUCUGUCUCGGCGGGCAUCCCCGACUUUCGCUCCUCCAACGGUCUGUUUGCCAUCACCAAGAAACAGUACAAUGUAAAGUCUUCUGGCAAGCAUCUCUUCGAUGCAUCCGUCUACAAGCAUGACUCUUCUACCCAAUCUUUCCACGAUAUGGUCCGCGACAUGGCCAAAAAGUCUGCCGGUGCAUCCCCCACCCUUUUUCAUCACAUGUUGGCAUCGCUAGCGCAAGAGGGUCGUCUUCUCAGGCUAUACUCCCAGAACAUCGAUUGCAUCGAUACUCAAAUGAAGCCUUUGGAGACAAAUGUGCCGCUUAACCCCAAAGGUCCGUGGCCCAAGACCAUACAGCUGCACGGCGGUCUGCAGCACAUGGUAUGCACCAAAUGCUCCGAUCUAUCGCCCCUGAAACCUGAGCUUUUCAACGGUCCUGAGCCUCCACUAUGCUCGGCGUGUGCCGAACAGGACUCCAUCCGCACAAACUUCGGUGGGAAGCGCAGUCACGGAAUUGGUCGGAUACGGCCCAGAUUUGUCCUUUAUAACGAAUAUAAUCCCGACGAGGAGGCCAUUGGUAAUGUGUCUAGUGCGGACCUUCGCACACGUCCUGACGCUGUCAUUGUUGUCGGCACCACACUCAAGGUUCCCGGUACGCGCCGACUAGUCAAAGAACUCUGCCAAGUCACUCGAGGCAGAAAAGACGGGUUCACUGCCUGGAUUAAUCUAUCGCCAGAACCCAAGGGCGCCGACUUGAAGGACUGUUGGGACUUGGUGGUGCAGUCCAAGUGCGAUGCAGUCGCCGACCUCGCAUCCCUGCCACGCUCGGUCGAUAUUGGCGAUGCCUACCUCCUGUCCCAGAAGGAUGAGCUCGAUGCCAACAAGACCAAUAUUCAGAUCCGCCUCCCCUCCAAAUCGCCCAGCGCAGACGACAGCAUCAUCGAGACGCCAACGUCGGCCAGAGAGGAGGCACAGGCGAUCCCGACGCCAAAGGCCAGUCCCAAACUCGCAGCUGUCAAGUUGCCGAAGCAGACCAAGCUCGGUUUUGGCACCAGCGAAAAGCGCGAAGCAGGCAAAACGAAAAAGACGUCCAAGCCCCGCCCGCGCAAGCCGAAGACCACUGGCAAGCCGGCGCAGCCCAAGUCGACUGCCGCAGACUUUUUCAAGACGGGAAAGAGGGUGCCCACCGGCAAAAACGUCGAUGCGAAAUCGGUGGUUACCAAUCUUGCUCUCGAUGUUGCUCAACCGGCAGUAUCUACGGUGGCACUACUGACACGAGGUGCUGUCAAAGAGGAAGAGCCAGCAACCCCCGUUUCCGAUGGCAAAGUCGACUGCGGAACGAUUUCAUCUCCGUCGGUACCAAACGGCAUGAAGGAACUGUUUACCUAA